Botrytis byssoidea is the source of this 1344-nucleotide messenger RNA. RefSeq lists its product as uncharacterized. The transcript is spliced from 4 exons. Gene Ontology annotation, cellular component: cytoplasm; membrane. Bases 144 to 980 code for a protein of 278 amino acids. Lineage: Eukaryota; Fungi; Ascomycota; Leotiomycetes; Helotiales; Sclerotiniaceae. The record is from RefSeq and is a predicted model, not a curated record.
UAGUCCUGAAGAGAAGAAGAGGGGCCUGUCUGCGCCUCGAUCCAGAACUCUUAACUGUUACCUUAGCUCACCUCGGCUCCGCAUCAUAAACAACGAGCGUGAGAGAGUCUUCCGAGGGUUUGAAUGACCUCUCACCCAUCACAAUGUCGGUCAAAUUCGAGAAAGAUACCAUAAAAACCACCGGUCCUCUUGCGGGAAUACAAGGCGUUCCAGCGAUCGAUGUGAAAGAAGUUCAUCAUCAUCACCAUCUACCAGGCCAUAACUUAAGACACAAUGUUGGUGUCGCAUUAACUGGAGGCAAAGCCAAUGAAGGAACACGAGGAUAUUUAUCUAUGUAUCUCAAAGAGCUCCAAACCAAUCCUCUUCGUACGAAAAUGCUUACCUCUGGCACAUUAUCGGCUCUACAAGAACUUUUGGCCUCAUGGAUCGCGAAGGAUCGUAAUAAGGAUGGCCACUAUUUCACAUCUAGAGUACCCAAAAUGGCUGCAUAUGGUGCUUUCAUCAGUGCUCCACUCGGCCAUGUAUUGAUCAGUAUUUUGCAAAAGAUAUUUGCUGGACGUACCAGUUUGAAGGCCAAGGUUCUUCAAAUUCUUUUAAGCAAUUUAGUUGUUGCUCCAAUUCAAAAUACAGUGUAUUUGAUCUCAAUGGCACUCAUUGCAGGCGCAAAGACUAUUCAUCAAGUCCAUGCGACUUGGAGAGCUGGAUUCAUGCCAGUUAUGAGAGUCAGCUGGAUUACUUCUCCUCUCGCUCUAGCUUUCGCACAAAAAUUCCUUCCCGAGCAUACUUGGGUUCCAUUCUUCAACGUCAUCGCUUUCACUAUCGGAACCUAUGUGAAUGCGACCACAAAGAAGAAGCGUCUCGCAGCUCUUCGCAAGAGACACUACGAUGAGACUAGAGGAGGAAGACCCGACGACUACCCUGGACCACAUAGUGGACCAGGAAGAGAAAUGGGAGGACCAGGACAGAAACGCGACUACUAAUUUUACGAAGGGACGAAGGGGAAGGGGGUCAUUAAGAUGAAAUAGCACAGCAUGAACCAAAUUCGGCUGUGCUUAUUGUCACAAAUUUUUCCUUAUCAUAAUGUAUUUUCGGUUCACGGAUCUCAAUUUGGCACGAGGUCAGAUUUACUGGUUAUGGGUGGCGACCGCUUGCAGAUAUCCUUGUGGUCCAUGCGAGGCCUUGCUUGCUUCUUUCUCGGGGGGCACAAUACCACGUAAAAAGCCUCACCCUCACCUGUUGUAUAGUUUUUACGAUUUCAUUGGUUAUAAGUAGAAAUGAAUGGGCGUUUGCUUGUCAAUCUCUUCCAUCUGAAUGUGAAUGCUAGGUAAUACUUGGGUGGAUUGG